CAGAUUAUUGUCCUCGUUUGGAAGAGUUAGAAUUAAAAAAAGAUAUUUCUUGUUUUGGAGAAGUAUUAUUUCGAAUAGUUGAACGAUGUAAAAAGAUUCAAAGGUUGGAUAUUGAAGAAAAAAAUUACGAAGACCAAAUGAUAAUACCUAUUUUUGAAAAAAUUCCCCAAGUAACACAAUUGAAGAUUCAUCAAUGUAUUUGUAUUAGUGAAGAAGUGCUCUUAAAAAUUUUCAAAUUUUGUCCGAAACUGACAAAACUUAAUGUCACUAAUAUGCAUGAGAUAACAACAGAACUUGCACUUGCAACGGCAAAACAUUUUACAAAAUGUUCUAAAAUUUCAAUUAAUAAAGUGGAUAGGCCACUAGACAGCUGCAUAGAAGCAUCCGAAAAUCAAUUAUAUAUUGCUUUAUAUGAAGUUGAUUUAGGCAUGAUAAUUGAUUAUUUUAUUAAUAGGAAGGAAAAAUUGAGAGAACUAGUUUUGUCUGGUGUUGAAUUGAGUAAGUUGACAUUGGAAAUCAUUUGCGGCAAUUUGGAUUUAUAUAAAUUAGUAUUGUUUGACGUCGAAGAGUUAGCAAAAGCCGUACGUUAUUUAUUAUAA
Molecule: messenger RNA, 599 nt
Organism: Racocetra fulgida
Lineage: Eukaryota; Fungi; Glomeromycota; Glomeromycetes; Diversisporales; Gigasporaceae
Source: the annotation of a GenBank genome assembly